Molecule: messenger RNA, 9033 nt
Organism: Notolabrus celidotus (New Zealand spotty)
Lineage: Eukaryota; Metazoa; Chordata; Actinopteri; Labriformes; Labridae
Gene: appbp2
Product: amyloid beta precursor protein (cytoplasmic tail) binding protein 2
Exons: 13
Coding region: 283-2049 (588 amino acids)
Biological process (GO): intracellular protein transport
Molecular function (GO): protein binding
Source: RefSeq, a predicted model, not a curated record
CAAUGACGUCACUGCGUCAGCGCUCGUGGAUGUGUGCGUCGGGACGGAACUGCUGAAGGGUCGACGAAUAUUUGAAGAUGGAGGGGGAACAUGGAGAUUAAACAGCUCCUUAUAGACCUGUAGCGGCCCUGCAGUGAACCCGGAGCCUCCUUUAGAGCUGAAUGUUAUAUGAGGCCCCGCGGAGGACGAGUUUUAACCGCGGAGAGGGAGUGAAUGUAGGCAGAGUUGGGGAGGGCUGGAGCUGCUGGAGCUGCUGGAGGUUUUUUGGAGAGGGAAAACAACAUGGCGGCGGUGGAGCUCGAAUGGAUCCCAGAAACCCUUUACAACACAGCUAUCUCCGCUGUGGUGGACAACUACAGCCGGGCCAGAAGGGACAUCCGCUCGCUGCCAGAGAACAUCCAGUUCGAUGUGUAUUAUAAGCUUUACCAGCAGGGCCGGCUCUGCCAGCUGGGAGGAGAGUUCUGCGAGCUGGAGGUGUUCGCUAAAGUGCUGCGGGCGUCAGACAAAAGACACCUCCUCCACCACUGCUUUCAGGCCCUCAUGGACCAUGGCGUGAAAGUAGCCUCCGUUCUGGCGAACUCCUUCAGCCGCCGCUGCUCCUACAUCGCAGAGUCGGACGCCCACGUCAAAGAGAAGGCCAUCCAGUUUGGCUUUGUGCUGGGUGGCUUCCUGUCUGAUGCAGGCUGGUAUGGAGAUGCAGAGAAAGUGUUUUUGUCGUGCCUGCAGCUGUGCACGCUCCACAGUGAGAUCCUUCACUGCUUCAGAGCCGUGGAGUGCUGUGUCAGGCUGCUCCAUGUCCGCAACGGGAACUGUAAGUACCACCUGGGGGAGGAGACCUUCAAGCUCGCUCAGUCUUACAUGGACAAAUUAGCCAAACAUGGCCACCUGGCCAACAAGGCAGCGCUGUACGGCGAGCUCUGUGCCUUGCUCUUCGCCAAAAGCCACUACGAUGAGGCGUACAGGUGGUGUAUAGAGGCCAUGAAGGAAAUUACUCCAGGGCUGCCUGUCAAAGUCGUGGUCGAUGUCCUCCGGCAAGCCUCAAAGGCCUGCGUGGUAAAGCGAGAGUUCAGGAAAGCGGAGCAGCUGAUCAAACAUGCAGUGUUUCUAGCAAGAGAACAUUUCGGACACAAGCAUCCCAAGUACUCAGACACGCUGCUAGAUUACGGAUUUUACUUAUUAAAUGUAGAUAACAUAUGCCAAUCAGUCGCUAUUUACCAGACGGCGUUGGACAUUCGACAGUCUGUAUUUGGAGGGAAGAACAUCCAUGUCGCCACCGCCCAUGAAGACCUGGCCUACUCCUCCUACGUGCACCAGUACAGCUCUGGGAAAUUUGACAACGCUCUAUUCCACGCAGAACGUGCCAUAGACAUCAUCACUCACAUUCUGCCUGAGGACCAUCUGCUGCUGGCCUCCUCCAAGAGAGUCAAAGCUCUGAUCCUGGAGGAAAUCGCCAUCGACUGCCACAAUAAGGAGACAGAAGAGCGCCUCCUGCAGGAAGCUCACGACCUCCACCUCUCCUCACUGCAGCUCGCAAAGAAGGCCUUCGGAGAGUUCAACGUCCAGACGGCGAAACACUACGGCAACCUCGGGCGACUUUACCAGUCCAUGAGGAAGUUUAAGGAAGCAGAGGAGAUGCACAUCAAAGCCAUCCAGAUCAAGGAGCAGCUCCUGGGCCACGAGGACUACGAGGUGGCUCUGUCCGUGGGUCACCUGGCCUCCCUCUACAACUACGACAUGAACCAGUACGACGACGCAGAGAGGCUCUACCUGCGCUCCAUCGCUAUCGGUAAGAAGCUGUUCGGGGAGGGCUACAGCGGGCUGGAGUACGACUACAGAGGUCUCAUCAAACUCUACAACUCAGUGGGAAACUAUGAGAAGGUGUUUGAAUACCACAACGUACUGUCCAACUGGAACCGGCUGAGGGACCGGCAGUUUGCGGUGGCGGACGCUCUGGAGGACGUCAACACUACGCCACAGCAGACCCAGGAGGUGGUACAAGCUUUCCUAUUGGCUCAGAGCAUGGGCCCCACCCGCCCCUGCCUCGGCUGAUUUUAUGAGGGAAGAGAGGAACAAAAGAAAAAGACACCCGGGCUCUGCUGAGGACAGAAAGGAGCCCGAAGUGAUGCUCCGGUUGCACACAGUAAAUUAGUAACACAGUUAAAUCAAGCAUCACCGGCAAGUCAGCUGCCAGUACACACAGACAUACACACACAUGUAGUCGUGGAUUUAAAAUGUAGAGAAGACACCGCUAUCCAACCUCAUCGACACCCACACCAACCACCAAGAUGCAACUGCAGACUGGACGCAGCUUCACCCCACAGAGCGGACUGAAGCGUUUUUCUGAGAGAAAGAGGAAUCAAAAAAAAAAGAAACCUCAAACGUCCUGUAAGGAUGACCAAUGACCUCUCCUCUUCUCUCGGCUCGCUCGCCUUUCUUUCAGUUUGGGAUCGUAGGAUUUUUCUUCUUCUUCUUUUUUUAUUUGAACCAGUGUAGCUCUGAACGCCAUGAGACUAAUCGCAGACCCAGACCAGGUUCUCCAGGGCUACGCACACGACAGCAUCUCAACCACACACACACACACACAUACGCACGCGCGCGCGUCUGUGAAACAUGUCUCCACCCUCAUCCGUCAGCGUCGUCACCCCGAGGAUCAGAGAUGGAACCUGUCGGAUGUUUUUGACACUUGUACAGUGAUUAACACAGCAGAUUGUACUCUUCAGUUUCAAGUGAAGGCUUCUUUUUUUCUUUGCAAAGAUGAAGGUGCACCCUAAGAAAACUUCUCCACUGAGAGACCACAAACAGAGGAAUGUGCUGAACCAGCGGGUUUAUUGUUACACACGUUUUAUUUUAUCUCUUUUCCAGCUUAGUACUGAUCUAGAAUAAUUAAAAUGCCAAUAAUUUAUAUGCAAACGUGUAUGUUAUGUAGCCCUUUUGUUUAUUCUUUUCUUACUGAGUGGGCCAUGAAUGCUACAGAAACUGAACAACACGAUUACAAUAAAACCUGGAGGAAGACGAAGAGGAAGAUGCCACAUGCUCUGAGGCCGGCCUUUGUUUGUCUAUAAGGGGAACUCUUGGCGGUGUUACUGAAUAUUUUGGGGUCGAAGUGACUUUAAAGUAAACAAAUCAAAGGGAAUUGCUUCACUCAGCAGCUGUGAUCUACUUUUAAAACGUCUAUGAAAGCGUUUUUGCCGCUGACGAAAAUCAGAAAGGAUCUCUGCAUCGAUAGACUUUUGUAAGUAAGAUGACGUGUUAUUUCUCACCUAAACAUCCACCAGACUCCACUGAACUUAAACCUUGCAGAACACAGGAGCGCUGCAGCCUCUAUCAUGUUCGUAUCCUGGUUGUUGCGUGCUGAAAGAAUAUCUUUAAUCUGAUUUUUUUAACCAUGAAACACCAAAGUCUGUCAGUAACAACCAAUCAAUGCAGCAGUAGAGCAGCAUCUCCUGUGUCCUGUGAGGUGAACAUACUGUGAAGGGCUCUUCAUUGAUGCAUGAAGGUGCAACCAAAUUUUUCACCCCUGACUUUGUCCUGCAGGAAGUCGGGUACACUGAUAUGUAAACACAGCAGCAGGUAGAAGUCAGGAACAUUCAUGUUGAGCAGCUUUUAUCUGCUAUAAGCGUUCCACUACUUUUUUCUACUGCUGCGCUUGUGCUGAAGUAAAGUCCUGAAACAUGUUGAAUCAGUCAGUUAUUAAAGACGACGACUCCUACUGCGGCUAAACCAAACGGAGGAGUCGACUCACGAGAGCACGCCAGGCAGAUAAAAUCUCCUGCUGUGAGGUGCAUGUGUGAACGGCAGGCUCCUGACAUUAUCCGAACCUAGAUGUUGUGAAACUUUCCAGAAAAUGUCAGGUGUGAAAGAUGCUUCUGAUGUCAGAUCUCCUUAAAAAUGAUCUCAGCUUUUAAAAAUAUAAACAUUUUUUUCUCUGUAGGGAUCCUUUCUGUAAUGUCAGGUGCAUACAAUAACAAUCUGAGCCUGUCGGGUACAAAAACAAGAACUUUUAGCGGACAUAGUUCGAUUAGACACGCCUCUAAAAAGCAAAAUUCCUGCUGCUCUGUUAAUGAAAUUUGGAGUCAGAGAAUUCACGGAUGUAGUAGGAUUGAUGUCACGCCCCUUCUGAGAACUAAAAAACACAUUUAGGUCCCAGAUAAAACAUCAGAGCUCCCUCAGGUGGGCCCCGAUUCUUGUGCCGGUUUGAAGCAGACUCUCACGGUUAUGGUGCAUUCAACGAGUCUUGAUCAAAGGCAGAGUUCUAGAAUUCUUCUUGAUCAAAGGCAGAGUUCUAGAAUUCUUCUUGAUCAAAGGCAGAGUUCUAGAAUUCUUCUUGAUCAAAGGCAGAGUUCUAGAAUUCUUCUUGAUCAAAGGCAGAGUUCUAGAAUUCUUCUUGAUCAAAGGCAGAGUUCUAGAAUUCUUCUUGAUCAAAGGCAGAGUUCUAGAAUUCUUCUUGAUCAAAGGCAGAGUUCUAGAAUUCUUCUUGAUCAAAGGCAGAGUUCUAGAAUUCUUCUUGAUCAAAGGCAGAGUUCUAGAAUUCUUCUUGAUCAAAGGCAGAGUUCUAGAAUUCUGACUGAUCAAAGGCAGAGUUCUAGAAUUCUUCUUGAUCAAAGGCAGAGUUCUAGAAUUCUUCUAGAUCAAAGGCAGAGUUCUAGAAUUCUGCCUGAUCAAAGGCAGAGUUCUAGAAUUCUUCUUGAUCAAAGGCAGAGUUCUAGAAUUCUUCUUGAUCAAAGGCAGAGUUCUAGAAUUCUUCUUGAUCAAAGGCAGAGUUCUAGAAUUCUGACUGAUCAAAGACAGAGUUCUAGAAAAGUGGAUUGAAUAAUUAAAAUAUAACUAUUUCUUGCUUUAUACCUCUUUUUAUGGCAUCAAAUAAUUAAUUCAAACUAAACUAGUCUUAAACAUGAACUCUGUGACAUAAUUUAUGACCUGUACUGCAGUCGGCCACCAGGGGGAGCUCUGAGUUGUUAUGAAGUGGUUGUUCUGCUCCUGUGUGACCAUUCUGUGACUGCCGACUGAAGCAAUCCCCUGGAGGAAGUUCAGAACUUUGUGUCCCCGUUACUCCUUCAGACCCCGGAAUGUGUAAAAUAAGAGUCCUGGAGUUCCCCUUUGACAAGGAUCUGUGUGUGUGGUGUGUGUGUGUCUGUGUCUGUGUCUGUGUCUGUGUCUGUGUGUGUGUGUGCCUGUGUGAGAGAGAGAGAGAAAGUAAACACAGAUAGAACUCUGGUGCCCGAGUGCUCCAUUGAUGAUCAUCAGCCUUACACCAGCCUGCAGUUAUCUGUCUGUAGACGGACCCAUACUUCUAAGUGCUAAUUAAACUAUCAGACCCUUAAGGGCACUACAAUGGGGACCAAUAUUGUGUGAAUGAGUGUGUGUGUUCGUCGGUUAGCAUAUGCAUGUGGCGUUUUCCUCUCCGCUCCUCUCGGUAUGAUCUCCUGUCAAAGUUGAAACUCUUACUGGACUGUGUUUUUACAUCUUCUCCAUCACACUGAAUGUUUCUCUGCAACGUCUCAUCGGUUGUUUCUCUGCAGAGCUGAGCUACAAUAAUCCACGUCUGGUGCUUCACUGAUCGCUGCAAUUAUAGAAGAAUUUUAUCGAAGUUAAUCCCGACUGUGUUUCCUUCAUUUUAAAACCAAACAAAGUGUUGAUUUUUAAAUCUGAGGAGCAAAAAUUUUAGGUUUUGCAUGAAAAGAUGCCAAAAUAACGCAGAAAUAUGACAGAGACAUCUGUUUUUCAUCUGAGGGGGGUGACAUUUCUACUUGUGCAUCAUCUGAUGGACACAUUUCAGUAUAACGUUAAAACUGUUGCCAAAGAAUCAACUUAAAAAGGCUGUAGGUUUACAACACAACCAAUACAGAAUGAUAAUACAAAAAAGAUAUCCUUAAGUCUGUGCAGUUAUCAGAUUGUUCCCCUUGAGUAGUCUAGAACCAGAUUUUGGGGCACCUUGGUCCCUAGUCUUGCAGAUUUUUUUAGUUGAAUCCACCAAAUUUUGAUUGUAUUUGAAAAAAGGAGGACUGAUUGAUGCAGCUUCUGUUUCCUCUUUGACGUGUCUUUAAAUGUGUUCAGCAGCAGAAGUGUCAGAGAUCAUUUUGGGACCCUGGAUGAUAAAAGUAUCAUGGUGCGUUCAGGAACACUUUGGCCCUUCACCAUCCUGCAGAGUUCUUAUGUUGAGAAACAGACGUGCGGCUCUGUGGAGAACAACCUGCCGAGACUUUGCUCUGAUGCAAAAUGUAAAAACAGAGUCCGGCUUCUAAAACACGUUAAGGCAAACCGUCUGCAACCUUUCUGGAAAUCUGCUGCCUUGGAGAAGCGCCCCGCCGUCUCUCUGUUGAUUUAAUGUGAAUGAGGAGAACGAGCUUUGCCUUGCUGUCGCUUCAGUGCUGUCGGACGUCUCCCUCUCUAGCAGUGAUGUGAGUGGCUCUAGCUGAGGAGGUCCAGCCUUAGCCCCCCCCUUAAACGGACGCUCAGCGACACUCUUGGUGCUUUGGCUUCAACAGGCGCGCCCUCCCCGGCCCCCCGUCCACCUGACUGACAAACACACACACACACACGUGAACACACGGAGCAUUUCACCUGGGAAAUGAAUGUUAUGAUCCUUACUCUAUAAGAGGACUAAACAGCAGUCGUACGUGUUCUUUUUCCUACAAACAUGCUGAAAUGUAACCAGAGAAUCCACCCUGAGAUGCUCCAACACUGAAUCUGAUUUAACGUCUCCACUUGCUGCAAUGCAUUCUGGUCUUUUUAGGCUCCCGUGUUGGAGAGACGUGCUUGCAUUUUCUGCUCCCUCUCUAUCAGAACCAUCUAUGAAGUUACAGAGUGUUGCUUUAAUGGCUGCAUCAUCAUCAUCCUUAGAGAACGGUCUCGUGGUGAUAUUUUAAGAGUCUGAAACGUUGCAGAAAGAAAAUCUGCAGGGACGCAACUUUGUGUUUUAGAAAGCAAAUCCCUCUCUUCAUAGUUACCAGACUCCACUGACAAAACCAGCAACUUUACUCUGCAGGACACAAGUCUGAGGUCAACAGCAGCCUUGGUUAGUUGGUUAUAUUUGUUUGAAUCACAAUAACUAUUGGAGUAAGAGGUAGACCAGGAGCUCCCAUGUUCCUGGAGGAAAAAUGGCCGUUUUCGUCUUGGUGCUGCAGAAACAAAUGAAGUUGCUGCAACAUAAUCCUGACGGGGGAGUCUCAGAUUGUUAUUCUGAGGAUCACUACAGAUCUAGACCUUAUUUUUAAAAGGAAGAUGCUUUUCUUAACCAGAAACUGACGUUAAAUCAUUUGAAAGUCAGUGUACUCCAUUGUUGUUUUACCUCCCUGGACAUUUAAUCCUUUAGGAGUAGAAUCAGAGCUCUCAAAUGUCAAGGAUGUCUGUUCCUACUCGGUUAAUCUACGUAAAGACUCAGUCCUUAAAUAAAAUCAUCAUCACUGUCGUCAAAAUCACCAGACUCCUUUCAUAAAACCACUCAUUUUACCUCUCUUGGUUUGUUUUUUGAUAUUGUGUCACUUUGAUGCUCUAAAUAGUUCAGUCGGAUUUCAAGACACAUUUGUAACUGAAUAAUCUAGCAGAGGUAGACCAGCAACUCCUGUAUUCAUGGAGGCAAAGUGACUGUUUCUAUCAAUGAAGUCUGGUGGCGUUGAAGAGAGGGAUGUAAGCCUCUUAUUAUUGCAAAAGAAGAAGCCUACGCUCAUUGAAAAGGUCUGUCACAGUCAUGAAAGUCAAACUUACAUUUCGAGUCAGAGGUAGACCAGCAAGUUAAAUACCUAUUUUGUCAGUGCAGUCUGGUAGCUUUGAGGAGGGUAUUAGGGAUCACCAGACUCCAUUCACUAAACGACACAUUUUAACUUCCUUGGUUUGUUUUUUGAUAUUGCGUCACUUUGAUGCUCUAAGUAGUUUAGUCGAAUUUAAAGACACGAUUGUAUACCACACAAUAACUGAAAUAUCUACCUGGUGGAAGCAGCUAGACCAGCAACUCCUGUAUUCAUGGAGGCAAAGUGACUGUUUUUAUCAAAGAAGUCUGGUGGAGUUGAAGUUGCAAAAAACACCAGAUGAUACUUGUUAAAAAGGUUUAUCUCACAGUAAUGAAAGUCAAACUUACCCUUUGAGUCAGAGGUAGACCAGCAAGCUAACAUAACUAUUUGUCAGUGAAGUCUGGAAGCUUUGAAGAGAGUAUUAUGGAUGUUUUUUCUUUCUAAAACAAACACCUUACAACAAAUUAAAGGAUGUUUCUCUGCAGGGAUCAUUUAUCAUAAAGUGUUACCACUCUAAACUCCAGAAAACGGCGGAUAUGUCGCUCUGUUUACAUUCACCAAACUCCAUUUACAAAAGCAGUACUUUCACUCUGCUGGACUCUGGAGUCUCUGAUCCACAGCUGCCUGUUUUAUUUCGUUUGUUCGUGAUUUGGUAUAACGUUGGUGUUUUUAAAUGUUGGAUUGGAUGUCAGUGAAGUACCUGUGUAACACACCUUAACUUGAAAAAACUGGACCUGAAGGAAGCAGAGGUAGAGCAGCAGCUCCUGUGUUCAGCAGGUGACAAUGAAUGUUUUGUGAAUGGAGUCUGGUGGCUUCAAAGUGAGAGAAGUAAAGGAUGUUUUUUGUUUCUACCCUGAAAUAAAAUGUUCUUUCUCCUUAGGAAUUAUGUCUGUACUGAAAGAAGUUGCAGCCAUCACAGCUCCCCCUCCCCCUUCCCAAAAACGUGCAUUUCAUCAGUGUUGGAAUAUCUCAGGAUGUUUUUCUUUUCAACAAAACCUUGAGAAACCAGCUGACUGCAGGAAUGUAAGACACAAAGCUUCUAACACCGACCGGUCGUCUUUGUGUUCAAACCUGACAGUGAGAAUCCACAGUGUCAGUGCUGGCAGGGUGGGAGGGUCAAAGGUCGAGGGCUUGCAGAAAUCGAAGAUGCUAAACGAAGCUGUGAUCUCUCCUACAGCCCCGUUCGUACUCUCUGAGAGUCUCUGAAGAUCCACCCAAAUGUGAUGAGGGGAUGUUUUCACUGUUGUCCUGUUACUGCUUCACUGUUAGCUGCAAAAACAUUAAAACUUAUAUCAUUGAUCACGAA